UGCAGGGGAGAGGUGAUAAUGACUUCCUAUCAAGAGUUAACGGCCGAAGGGGAGAGUAGCCCUCUGUUCACGGGCUGCUGCCGAGCAAAAGAGGUCAUAAACGGGGACCUAGACUGCGGGACUCAUCCUGAACUCCACAGUCGUGAUGAGGAGGGGAAACUGGAGGCUGAAGUUGCCUCAGGAUUUAAUACUCCGCAACCCCGGUAUUUAACUCUCUCCAACAGUUUCACUCUGUGCACCUCUUUGGACAGCCCUCCUCCUCCACCACCGUGUGAGACUCUCGAGGGCUUCUCGACACCGGCCUGCCCACACUCGUCCCGUGUCCCCUGGCGGCGCAGGGCGCAGAGGCAGGGCUCCCCAGGACUCGGAUACUGCGCAUCAAAUAACAACGAACCGCUACAAUCCGCUUUUGGGUCGCUUGCAGAGCAAAUUCAAAUAUAUUCUCAUAAUGGCCCCGAGAUUAACGUCGCCGUGGGAAGUUCGGCCAGCGCGGACUGUAAAGCCGCUGAUGUGGAAGUAAACAGUAAAACUUUCGAGUGGAUGAGAGUGAAGAGGAGUCAGCACCGGGCGGCCAGGGUGCACAUGACCUGUGGGUUCUGUAUUGUUGGCUCAGGCCUUGGUGCUGUGGAGGCUGGAAGCAGCAGCAUCUGCACGGAUGGCCAUCCCACGAUGAACGGGCCCCCGAGGACCAUCUUCAGCACCAAGCAGCUGACCGAGCUGGAGAAAGAGUUCCACUUCAACAAGUACCUGACGCGGGCAAGGCGGGUCGAGGUCGCCAGCGCCCUGCAGCUCAGCGAGACGCAGGUGAAAGUUUGGUUUCAGAACAGACGCAUGAAGCAGAAGAAAUUACAGCGAGACGGGCUGCUCUCCGACCCAGGGCCGGACACCUGCCGCUCUCCUGGACCGUCCUCGCCGAAACACAAGACCCUGGACUCCUGAUCCGCAGGAGCUGCAUCAUGGCGCUACACAGCGAGGGCGCCUGUGUGCAGAUGUUUUGAUUCCAGUUUGCAUCGGUUUCAAUCAGGCUUCACCUUUAUUUGCUUACCACGAUGGAUGCUUAUUGCAAGAAGCGCGAUGGCAAGCUUCUUCAUGCAAGAACGGGUCAAAACAAUUUGUCAUCCUCCCCGGCUUCUCGACUGGCGUUCUGAUUUGAAUAUUAAAAUUCAAGUCAUUCCAUUGCUCUCCUGUCUACACAAAGCAAACGAAGAAACAAAAUUAUAUUAAUUGUCCAUAGAAACUGUGGCAGACUAUUUGCUUAUUUAUUUUAUAUAUUUAUAUUAUUGAAUAUAUCUAUUACACAGGACGUGUACUUCCUUGUUGUUUUAAAAAUAACAAAACUUAUUAUUUAAGGUCUACAUUUGAAAAUCAUAAAGUAAAUACAUUUUUGAUAGGUUUUACUAAUUAUUCUAUCAAAUCUCACUGUUGCAUUUUCAAUCAAUUCAAGUUCCACGCAUUAUGUAAUAUGCGCAUUACGCAUUUUAAACAUUAUUUCCCCCCCUAUUUCUUAAAAAAUAUGUUUGUCUGUUUGCCCACAUUUGAGGGAAAAGUCAGAUUCACCUGUUGUAGAUGUCUACAACAGGUAUAUAGGCUAUUUUACGUGAGGUGUUUGCAGAUAACAGGUUAAUUUAGCACAGCUUCCAUGCUGCUGCAAUGUUGUAUAUUCAGUCCGGUUUUAAAGUUUUCAUUAUCCUUCGUCCACGGAGGGAUUAAAAUGCCAUGAUUGACUGAUAGAUUUAUCGACCGCUCGUAUUAGGUGUAUUGAUCCGCGGUGAUUCAUCUAUUUGAGGCACAAAUCUGAGAGCGUUUGCAUGCAUCUGUAACUGCAUGUUAAUGGAAUGUAGAAACAUCACGGCCGGGAGUUGUUGUGUCUUUUAUUACCCCGAUACAUGCGUCUGAAAAUGAUAAUUUAGCUUGAACACUCAUGCGGGAGAGCAGACAAUAAAACGCUGUCUGUGUUGUUUUGCAGAACAACCAAUAAAUUGUGUGGCCCCACCAGUUAUAGGAACUAAAUAUUCCUUCCAGAUUCACAUUUCACCUCAUAUAAAAUAAAUGAUUGUAAGCUCGGCCCUUAAACAGUUACCCCCCCACCCACCCCCACCCCCAUCGCAAGGCGUUCCUGACAUGUUAAUGUCUACUCUAAUAUCAAGAUAUGGGCCAUCAGCCAUGUUAAUUCUAUGUGGGAAUGUAUGGGGAAUAUUUUCGUUUACCUUUCAAUUAGCAGUGUUUGCACCGGAUGUGAAAGUAACAAGAUCCAAAGCAGACAUUAAUGACAACAAAGGAAUUAAACUUAAAGCUUGAUGUGUUAAUAAUAAUACUAAUAAAAAAGCUACAAUGAACAUUAAUUAAUAAGGUCUGUUUUAAAGCUUUAACAGGUGUUCUCAUUGGCAUUUGUCCUGUAAAUAUAAUACUGCUAAUAAUACAAUAAUUACACAUUAGACAUUAGACUGUUGCACCUCUGGGUACAGGAGUGGACACAGAGGCUGCAAGGCCAAGCUAAUAUAUGCAGUUACACCAGAGCUCACCUCUCACCUCUUGACCCUUGUCUUGCCUCGGGACAACGCUGACCCGGUCAGCGGCUCAGAGAGAGAAAGAUGCACCAUUAAUUUGGGUGACCUCGAAGUUUGAGCUUUUUCUCUUUCUCUUUUUUCCCCACAACUCUGAACGCUUUUGUUCUGGUGGUGGGUCUCUGUGUCCACACAAUAAUAUUUCAUCAAGCUGAAUAGAGGGGCGACCAGGCCAUAUGAUAAUUGUUCAUAGUAUAAUUCCAUACCAGGCCACAUAAUGCAUUUUUUUCCUACACCUAGAGCUAACCUAAUUUUUGCCCCAUCUAGUAUUUUAAUAAGCCAAAAAAUGUGCUCCUGGCUCACUUUAUAAACUGGAUGAAAGAGUCUUUUCACCCAGUAGGUUUUUGGAGAAGACUACAGGUUUAUUUUUAAUAGCAAAGUUGAAAAAUUAAAGUUACCGGAGCAUACUUAACACUUAAUAUGAUUCCAUGUCAGAGCCAGCAUAAACAAAAUUAUCCAUUACAUGCCUGCUGCUUAUAUAUUUCAUGCAUAUCUGCUUGAAUAAUUUUAAAAGAAUUUAGACAUUAAUCCCACUCCAAACAAUAUCUUUUAUAAAAGUUCAAACUCAAAGAUCUCCAGAGGAGCUUUUGACAGUACAAACAUUUAAAAGUAUUAUUUUGUAAUUGAUAAGAAGGAUUUUACAUGUAAGCUAGACUAAAAAUGUGUUGAACCCAAUUUAUUUCAAAUUUGCAUUUAGGCAAAAUACACACCAUUAAGGCCGCCUUACUCUAAACAAAAUAGUACAAGUGGAAUGUUUGACAAAAACAUCCAAUGUGUCCGUCUUGUUUUAAUGCAAAUAAGUGUGCAUUUGUGAAGGUUAUGAGUGUGAUGAUGAUAACAAUGAAAUGUGAUGAUAAAGCCUGUGAAUUUAAAAAUGGUCUCUUGCGUCCACUGUUCCUAUUGAGAAGUGUGUUAGGUUGACCUUAUUAGAAACUCUUUUAUCAUCUUGUGCAAAUAUGUUCCCUUGCCACAGGGCUUCAAGUUAAAGGUUGUAAUGUGCACAGAGGAUGCUUGCAUGUGUGCACUCAGAGAUUUUAAAAGUUCCAAACUUAUUUCAUUACACUUUCUACUGUAUAAUAUAUUCACUUAGAAAUACACAACAAUUUAAAAAUGUAGCAAGAAAAUAUGAGGAAGGAAAAAAGCCUAAUGUAAAUUAUAGGGAUGAAGGUGAAAAGAAAGAGUUGAUUUGUUUUGGGUGAACUAUCACUUUAAUUUCAUUUGUGGCAGCUUCAGCCUUUGCAUCUCAAUUGAUGAAAGGCGAACCGCAUUGUUUGUUCAGACCUGACAUUUAGUUCGAAAGCAUCUGAGUGUGACUCUACUCUGAUGAAUUUGUGCUGCUCUGUAAUUCCUUCCUGAAGAUGUACGGUUGGUUCACAAGACUGACAGCUGUGCUGUUCUUAAACGCAAGCAAACACAUGGCAAAUGGAAGGAAAAUAAAACCAAAAUAACUCAGCUCGAAAUGUAUUGCUGCCACAGGUAGCAGCAGUGGUGACAUUGAACAAGUUAGAAUUUUCUUCACCUUUAUUUUUCUUUUCCCUUCCUUCCCAGCAAUCAUUUUUCACAAUGUAAUUCAUUCCAAAAUUUAUUUUAUUAACUCAAUCAUUUAAACAAAUAAGAAACAUAUUUAUAAUGUUCAAGUAGAAAAGCUCAAACUGAUUUGUAAAAGUAAAGUUACCUGCUACAUGCUUUUGAUAAAACACUCCAAUUAAGAUAUCAAACUAAAACCAAUGAAAUAGUAGUUCAUGAUGAAUGAGGCUAUUGACAGUCUCAAUUUUCUUCUGUAUUGUCUUCUAUUGCAAGUUAGCUGAUGUGGGCAGCUGUUACUCCCGAGGAGCGCUGCGUGCAUGAGCAAUGAGAGAGCAUAUGCGGCUUACAGAAUAUCUUACAUUACAUUUUAAAUUAACACAUAUAAGUGGGUUCCUCCUGAGCUCAUUGUAAUUAAUGCUAAGUUGACCUAAAAUUAACUUAAUGCAUAAUAUGCAUGUAAUAUCCUCACCGGUGCUCAGGGGAAUAAAAUCAAUUGAUCAAGUUAAGCUCUUUCUAACUCUGUGUGAAGCACUUAUAGAUAACUCUGUUGUUGUUGUAAUUAUAGAUCAUUUGAAUGCUCUCCUCGUUUUUUAGAUUUUCUGCUCAUCUGAUUUUACUGUUUUUCUUUAUUUGCAAAGACUUUCAUGCACUAUUAGUCUUUUUGAUCUGGCUCAUUCACGUAUUUGACUGCCAAACAAUUUGUAGAUCAAGAAAGUUGAAAUGAAGUGCACCUGCUUUUGUGAGAGUGUGUGUGCCUAUGCAUAUUUGGAGGCCCUGUGUACAAUUACACAAAUAUGUGUUUUGUUUCCUAGGUGCUACUA
Micropterus salmoides (largemouth bass) is the source of this 4912-nucleotide messenger RNA. It is a transcript of the gene hoxc1a, whose product is annotated as homeobox C1a. Gene Ontology annotation, biological process: regulation of transcription by RNA polymerase II. The transcript has 2 exons. NCBI's taxonomy places the organism in Eukaryota, Metazoa, Chordata, Actinopteri, Centrarchiformes, Centrarchidae. Gene Ontology annotation, cellular component: nucleus. Bases 19 to 939 code for a protein of 306 amino acids. The record is from RefSeq and is a predicted model, not a curated record. Gene Ontology annotation, molecular function: DNA-binding transcription factor activity, RNA polymerase II-specific; RNA polymerase II cis-regulatory region sequence-specific DNA binding.